CACAAACCUGGCGCGUUUCACCGAGAAGCUACCUGAUGUGUUUACAGUAUUAAUUCAUUUUAAUUAAGCGAAUCUACACUCGUCCAUGGCUGGUUUACCACCCGGAGACCCGCAGCUGGUCUCAAUGAUCGUCAGUCACCUGAAGACACAGGGACUCUUCGACCAGUUCAGGAGGGACUGCCUGGCAGACGUUGAUACAAAGCCAGCGUACUUGAACCUGAAACAAAGAGUGGACAACUUUGUCUCCAACCACCUCUCUAACCACACAUGGAGCCCUCAUUUAAACAAGAACCAGCUGAGAAACAACAUCAGGCAACUUGUGCUGCAAUCUGGGAUGCUGGAGCAGGGAGUCGACAGGAUCGUGGCCCAGGUGGUGGAUCCCAAAAUCAACCAUAUCUUCAGGCCACAAGUGGAGAGGGUGGUCCGUGAAUUUCUGUCACCGGGCAGCUGCACCGAGGAGCCACCGGCCCCACUGCCUUUAACAGAGACCAGACCGGACAGCAGCAUUCCUGAGCAAGCUUCAUCUUCAGCUCCUGCAGCCAACGACGCCAUGUCCAUCCUGGACACCAUAACCUCUUUGAACCAGGAGGCGAGCGUCAGGGCCUGCUCAGAUAAAGGACGUAAAGGCCAAGAUGAGCCCAUGCAGCUGGUGGAGGACAGCGAGCAGGAUAUGAGUGUCGUCGAGGAAGGAGACGGCCACCAGGACGGAAGGACGCUGGAGGAGGCAGAGGAGCUGGCAUCAGAGGACCAGGCGUUAGAGGUGAAGACAGAGGACACUCAGGAGCAGAUGGAUCUGGGAAAAGAAGGGUUAACAGAGGAGGUGAAAAUGGAGGAAGAGGAGUCAGAAGCUCAGGAGCAGACGGAGGAGAGAGAGCAAGCUGCCAGCAAAACACCUGGAAAACCAUCAGAGGAGAAGCAGGAUGACGAUCUGCUGAAAUCUACGAGUCAGGCCAAGCAGAAGGCCAGAGAGAGGAUAAAAGAAGAAUACUUUUUGGAGGACUCUGACCUGGAGGGCCUUAGUGACAUCACUGUGAGCUCCGUCCACACCAGCGACCUGUCGUCAUUCGAGGGACAAAGUGAAGACGACGAGCUGCUGUCCGAUUCUUCCGAGGAGGGGGAGCUUCAAUCAGAUGAUCAAGAUGAGAAAGCAGAGAAGAAACAAACCGGCGGAGACGCAGAAGAAGAAGAGCGUAAACCUCGCCGUAAGGCCUACGUUCACAAACCCUUCCUCUACUCCCGUUACUAUAGUGACUCAGAUGAUGAAAUCACUGUAGAAGAACGUCGGAGAUCCGCGGCAAAGGACAAAGAGGAAAGGCUGCUCAAGAGACAACAGAACAGGGAGCGAAUGGAAGAGAAGCGGAAACAGAAAGCAGCACAGGCGGAAGAACAAGAUCGCAAGAAACAGAGGAGUGGAGACUCUGCUGGGCUGGAGGGCCCCAGAGCCAAAGAAGCUCGCAAAGAAAGGAAAGUUCUGGAGAAAAAAAUGGCUCUUAACAGGAAGAGGAAGCUAGACUCAAGGAAAGAUGAAGAUAUGUCAAGCAAAAAGAAAGGAGAUACAGAAGGAUCCAAGAAAGUGGAAGGGAAAUCUACAACCUCAAAGCCUCCACAACUGAAAUUAAUAAAAAAUCAGUCUGAAUCAGCAUCGUCUGAUGAGAGGCACAGAAGGAUGAGCGGCAGCAUCUCCGAAGACUCCAGUGAAACCAAAAAGCUGACCGACAAAGGCCGGACACACUCCUUCAUCCUGGAGUUGGAACAAGGUUCCCAGGAGGCUCUAAAACAACGCUCAGUUGGGAAAUUUGAUCGUCUGUCCCGUAAAGAACUUCACGUUAAAGAACGCAAAGACAAAGAGCGCAGCUUGUCAGAUGAACGUGCCAAACUCAAACAGAAGCAGGAGAAAAAAUCUGAACAUCAGGCAGAUGAAUCUCAGCAGAAAGAAGGUGCUGCUGUUAAAAUGUCCUCUGAAGAGAAAGGCGAAAAAAAGCCUAAGAUUAAAAGUGAGAAGAAAAUGACCGGAACAACAAGAGAGGGGAAGUCGUCAGAAGGUGUGGCAGAUGAAGGUCCUAAAGAUGCCUCUGUCAAGAAGACAAAAGCUCCAUCUGUGGAGCCGGUCAAAUCAGAGAAGGACAAAAUUAGAGAAAAGGAGAAAGAUAAGGAUAAGAGCAAAGAAAAGGAAAAGGCCAAAGGAGAUAAAACUGCAGCUAAAGGUGAUCUCAAGCAGCUGCUCCGCCCUGAUUCUGCCGGCUCCUCUGAGGAUCGAUCAGAUAUGGAGCCUGACGGCAGCAAGAAGAAAGAUAAACACUCCAGAGAAGUCCUGAAAAGGUCAAAGAGCCACACUGAGGACAGGCCAGCAGACAAACCCAAAUCUAAAACGGACAGUAAAGAUGGAGAGAAAGAAAAGACGAAAGCAGAUCAGGACAGCCAGAAAUCAAACAAGGCCAGCUCUGAAAUGGACAAAGAUCCAAAAAGGGUCAAACCAACAGAAAAAGGAAAAACUGUGGAAAAAUCAAAAUCAAAAUCCAAGGAGGAAACGAAGACUCAGUUAUUAUCAAAGACAGAUAGUAAAGUUCAGAGUUCAGAAGUCAAAAGUACAGGAAGUGCACCCAUCAGCAAACCUGAGACGACAAAGGAGAAGAAAAAAGAGGGAAAUGCAAAGGAGCAGCGGAAAGUCUCAGAGGAACCUCUCCAUGACAAAUCAGACAGUAAGACUGCAAAGAAAAAGACGGAGAAGAAGGAUAAAGUUCCAGAGAAGAAAGAUAACAGCCAAGAGGAGAAGAAAACAGCCAGAGAAGACAAACUGGAGAAGUCUUUGGUUUCCUCAGUCGACCCUGAGGAGCAGCCAAAGAAACACUCUCUUCUCCAAGACACCAGCACAGACUCCGAUCCCGUCACCACCACCGUCACCACCUCGUUCUCAGACGACACUUGUGACGCUCUGAGCGACAUCACCCCCGAGCCGCCCGAGGGCGAGACAGAGUCACGACUGAGCGAGAUGCCAGCUGUGCCGGCCGAGGCCGACGCCCUGCUGGCCCUCAUGGACGUUUGCACCUCAGCGGAGGCGAGACUCCCACCUGAGAGCAGUCGGGAGGACGUGACGCCCGAGAUGACUCUGCAGGACGCUGACAUGAAGAUGAAAGAAGCAGCUCUGACUCUGCUCUCCAUGGAUCCCGACAGCACUGUGUCCUCCACCUUAAUCUGCCGCAACACCAGAGAAGAAGAAGCAGAGGUGAGUCAGACGGUCCCACAGCUGAUGGAAACCGCUGCAGCUGAACAAGAAACGCCGGCUGUUGCUGUGCAAACAGCUGCUGAGGCUGCUGAGCCGUCACCGGAGAUUGUUGACGACAAACCAAACUCUGCAGAUGUGUCUAAAAAUUCAGAGGAAGAAAUGGAUGUGGAGGCUUCUGCUUCACAGGAGGGUGAAACUACCUCACAUGAACUUCCGGCUCUUUUAAACGAGAGCGAAGCCAAAGGUGCAGACACUGCUGCUGACGCGCAGCCGCAUGGAAACAUGGAACAUUCAGAAGCAGCAGCAGCAACCAGCAAAGAAGCUGCUGUUGUGUGUGCAGCAGAGGAGGUGGGAGGAGCCACAGAGGAAAAUACAACUGCGGCCGUUUCUGAACAAGUCUUCGAAAUUCCCAGUAAACAAGAGCAAACUGAGCCAGAUGUUGCAGACACAAAGACAAGCCCCAAGGAAGAGGAAGCUGAGAAUAAAACAGUGGAGGAAGAAAAUGCUGGAACAGAGAAAAGUGAUCCACAAACUAUGGAACCGGAGAAGACUGCAGAGAUCACAGAAAGUGGACCAGAGAGUCAGUCCAAACUGGUCAAACAAAUCAGUAAUGUCUCCAGCACAGACAGCCAGGAAGACGAGAAAGGAUCAGAUCUGUCAGAAAGGGAAGAGAAGACGGAGAGACGAGGAAGACGCAAACGAAAGCUGUCUACUCAGAAAGCUGAAGCACUGAAAGAAUCUGGUGACGAGAGGGAUGAAAAGGAAAAUAAAGAGCUACUGUCUGCUGAGGAAGCAGAUCAGGAGAAAGAUGUGGGAGUCAGAACACCACGCAGGGGUCGAUCAUCCAAACCCAGCGAGGAGGCAGAGAGGGACCAACCUGAAGAGCCAGAGAAAGCAGAGGAGACUCUGAGCCGCGGUGGACGACGGUCAGGAGCUGCUGCCAAAGACGCGUCUGCUGAUAAUCUGAAGGAGGCUGAGAAUAAAGACGAGGAGAGCACCGGAAAAGAAGAGGUACAUGAACAAAUGUGCAACAUGUACAUAAAUAGAACCGAAGAGGAAAGCGGACCAAAGAAAAUCACACGGCGAGGAAGUCAAGUCAAUCUGCCGUCUCCUGUUCAAGAAGACACUGAAGCUGCAGGAAGCUCUGACUCCAAAGAGAACAUUAACACAUGUAAACCAGCAGUAAAGAGGAAGAGGUCAGAGGUGUUGGAAGAAUCUGUGGAGGAAACUCAGGCUGAAGAGGAGGUAAAGAAGGAUGACAGUCACCAGGAACAAAGUGAGCCACAACCUGACAGCGUGAGCCAGACAGGAGGUGAGGAGGAGGUCAAAGAGGGGCUCUGCAGUGAGAAGAAACCAGAUGAUGUUGAGGAGGAGCAACAACAAGAGGACCAAGAGACGACUCCGAAGAGACCCGGUCGGAGGGGACGGCCGAAGGCAGCCGCCGCCACAGACGAUUCAGAUAAAAAGGACAAAAAGGCAGAUGAAAGUGAGCUGAAUGAUGAAGAGGAGGACGAUGACGGUGACAAAGAAGAGGAGGAAAAAGGAACCGCAACAAGAGCAACAACACGGUCAGCAUCUCGCCUGGAGGCUGAAAGAAACAAGCCGAGUAAACCGUCCACCCGGGCGAGUCGACAGAGCGGUAAAGAGGAGACCGCAGCUGGUACACGCGGGACGAGGGGCCAGGCGGCUGCAGCAGCAGUGGCGAAGGGGGGCCGUAAACGGGAGGCCAGCCCCCCUGCGGUGCGAACGCGGGGAGGACAGAAAUCAGAGGAGCCCCCUUCCAAGAGAGCCAAACGCUAAAAACCUCAGACAGCGGUGGACUGAUUCACCCCAGAAGCGUUUUCUCCGCACUCCGCAUUCAAGUCAGUUUUGUUGUUGGGGGCCAAAGUGCCCGUACAGUCAGUUAGCACGUAAAGCUGUUUCUGCUUCAUUGACUGUAGAUAUUGAAAAGCUCUGGAUAGUAUUAUACUCUCUGCUCUGAUGGUUGAGUAUAAACCUGAGGAUCUGUGCAGGAAUCCCCCCAGAAUACCUUCUACUGCACUACGCCCAUAUGGUUUGGAUCAGGCUUCAUCAUUCCUCCGUUUAUUCAGUAAUACCCCGUGAAUCAGAGUGUUUCAGGCCAAUCAAAGGCCUAACGAGCAGCCGGGUCGUGCUUUGACAUAAAGAGGGAGAAGUGAAAUUAGAGGCCAGCGUGUGUUUCAGUUCCUGCUGAGACUGUUUGUAAAUCCAAACUCUUGUACAUAGAAAUCACUGUGAUUUUUAUUACUCACUAUUCAUUCUGUGAAUGAUAGUUUUUCCUCCCACUUUUUUUUUUUUUUACCUUUUUGUUUUUACAUUUUUUGGGGGGGGUAAAUGAAGUUUUUUUUUUUUUUUCAUUUUUUAAAAUUUUAUUUUAUUUUUUUAAUAUUUUAUUCCGAAUAACAGCAGUAUUAGACUGGAAAAACAAGACAGUUUGUGGACAGUUUAUCUGGAAACUGAAGCUUAUUCAUGACAUAUUUGUAACAACAGCCACUGCAGACAAAGAACUGUUUUUUACUGUCUGAAUGGAGGUAAUCUAGUUACUUGUAUUGUUUUAGAGUUAACUGUAUAUCAGUAUAAUGUGUUGUUAGAUAUCUUGUCUACCUGUCAAUGUAAAGACUUUUUUUCAUAAAACUAAAAAUACUGAUGAUUGCUUC
This is a messenger RNA of Plectropomus leopardus (leopard coralgrouper), 5898 nucleotides long. Lineage: Eukaryota; Metazoa; Chordata; Actinopteri; Perciformes; Serranidae. The record is from RefSeq and is a predicted model, not a curated record.